Paracoccidioides brasiliensis Pb18 is the source of this 240-nucleotide messenger RNA. RefSeq lists its product as uncharacterized. The transcript has a single exon. The coding region runs from base 1 to 240 and encodes 79 amino acids. The record is from RefSeq and is a predicted model, not a curated record.
AUGCCGCCAACAAGUCCCCUUGCAGAGAAACACCUCCCUGUUCUCGCUCUCCCGCAUCCCCUCUUCCUAGAACAUGCGUGGACACCCGUGGGACCGCAGCUGAACUCCCGAUGUUCCUCCGAGACCCGCGCCAAGGGCCUAAGCCUCUUCCUAUUCGUCAGUGCAGUGGAAACACGGCCACGUGAUCCACCGCCUCCUGAUCCGCGUCCAGUGGUUGAGCGGCCCAGAGCCGUGGCAUAG